Molecule: messenger RNA, 375 nt
Organism: Hepatospora eriocheir
Lineage: Eukaryota; Fungi; Microsporidia; Hepatosporidae
Source: the annotation of a GenBank genome assembly
AUGAACGUAUUAAAAAUUCUAAAUUCUAUUUUAGGUGCUACAUAUGAUUCUGAUACAAUAGAAAUGGAUGAUUUUAAUACAACAGAAAGUAGUAGUUCUAAUCAAACGGAAAGUAACAAUUCUAAUAAAACGGAAUGUAGUAAUUAUAAAGAUUGUAAUUCAGUUGUAAUUGAUAUUCAAGAUGAAGAAUCAAAUGAAUCAAGGAAUUUUAAAUUAGAAAUAACCAGCAUUGAAGAUGAAAGAAGACGUUACUUGAAUUGUGAAAAUUUCAUUUUAUGUUUGAAAUGUAUUUCUUGUCUUUUAACCGCAUCGUUUAUUAUUCUCAUUGGUGUUGUUAUUUUCUACAUCAUAGCUAAAACUGUUUAUAAACUGUAA